AUGGCUCGUACAUAUGACUCUGGUAUUCUUUCUAAUAAAGUAUCUAGUCCUAACCUAUCAAGAAGUAAUUGUGGAAAAGCAUCUCUUAAUACGGCCUUUCUUAAAGCAAGACUGAGUUCAUCAGAAAUUAUUGAUCGUGUUGAAUUAAAACGAUUGGCUGAUAAUCGAAUGAUGAUAUCUCAUUUUGACACAUCAAAAUUGACUCCAAGAGGUUUUAGAGUAUUGGUAGAUCAACAAAAUGUGAAAUUACCAAAUGGUCAGGUCGUAGAAGACGGUUUAAUGUUCCGUAACAAUUUCCAUUUAACAACUAGCGUAUCUGCUGACCUCUUUGUUCCUUGUGGUGGUAGACCUGAAGCAGUUGAUCUUAACAAUGUUAAUGCGUUACUUGAUUUGAAUGGAAAACCAAGAUUCAAAUAUAUUGUCGAAGGUGCCAACUUAUUCUUCACUCAAGAAGCUCGUAUUCGUUUAGAACAAGCUGGUGCUAUAAUUUUCAAAGAUGCAUCUGCAAACAAAGGUGGUGUCACAUCUUCAUCUUUAGAAGUAUUGGCCGCUUUAGCAUUGACCGAUGAAGAAUUUGAAAAGAUUAUGGUUGUAAAGGAUGGUGUUGUUCCUCAAUUUUAUCAAGAUUAUAUAAAAGAAGUUCAUCGAGUUAUUGAAAAGAAUGCUGAAUUGGAAUUCGAAUGUAUCUGGCGAGAACACAGACGAACAAACAAACCACGAUCAAUAAUUUCUGAUGAACUCA
Molecule: messenger RNA, 742 nt
Organism: Racocetra persica
Lineage: Eukaryota; Fungi; Glomeromycota; Glomeromycetes; Diversisporales; Gigasporaceae
Source: the annotation of a GenBank genome assembly